AUGGCUUUUACGGAGACCUGUGUUCAAGUCAAUGUGACUGUCCAUCUACCGCAUACGGACUGUGUAAUCACAUCACGGGUGCCUGCACGUGUAAACCAGGAUAUGUGGGAGAUGCAUGUCAAACAGAAUGUCCUGAUAAUUCAUAUGGGGUAAAUUGCUUAGGAGUAUGUGACUGCCUGACUACUCAUACCUCGUACUGUGACAAAAGAACAGGUUAUUGUGUGUGUACUAGUGGCUGGGAGGGCACAAGGUGUGAUACAGUUGUAGCCAGUAUCUCGGAGUCCCUGUUAACAUCGCCUGUCAUUGUUGGAGCAAUCGUCGUAGCAGCUACAUUAUUGCUUGUGUUAAUCAUUUUGUUUAUACUAUGGAAAAUUUGCAGAUGUUCCUGUACAGAAGUUAGACACCGGGCACAUAAGGACAAAGGAGCAGUGCUAUUGAUGAACUCGCCAAUUACUCCCGGAUCAAACAAUGCUGCAAUAUCAGCAAUGGCUACCACCACGACCCAGCUGAAGCAUGACGGGAUAUAUUACUACAACGCAGACCUGAAGAAAGCUACCGAAGCUGUGGAAGAUAACCCAGAUCACUCUCAAAACAGUAAAGACAUUGAUACAUAUUACUACGGUGGCAUUCAAGGUGCUCCUCCUCCAGCUAAUGCCUCGAACACACCUUCUAAACGUCCUAUAAACGAAACAUACUAUGAUGAUGGCGAUGUUGGUGGAGUUGUUGAACCAGGCAUAAAUGAUGCAGAAAAGGGAAAAACCUCUUCAGCAACGAGUUCAUAUCAGAAUGUUUCAUCUCCUGCAAAAACUACAAAUACACCCGUCCAGAAGGUCAAUCGUCCAGCAUUGCCGGCUCUUCCACGGUUUGGAUCUGAUCUUAAUAAACCAACUGAGAGGAUUUAUAGAAAUGAAACUGUCGAAACACCGUUCGGUUCAAAACCAACCUAUGGUAACACUGGGCGAAAGUUACCGGGGCUUGAUGUCAAUGAUAAGUACGAAAGUUUAGAUAGUAACACACGAGACACUUCUAGUGAAUACGCCGAAUUAAAAUAAUGGAAUCUAGAUAUGUGUAUCCCAAUCAAAAUGCACAGUAAUUAUAGCUAAUUACACACCACUAUGUGAAUUGGAAAACCAAUGUAUAGAAUGUCUUAGUGUUGGUUUACUGAAGUACACUGGGUAACUAUCGUCCGCGUUCUUCUUUUCAUUUAAAACAAUGAGCCAGAACUCGAGAAAGAAGCAAGACGGAAAAGAACGUAGGCUCUUCUUCAUCAAUAUAAAACACCUACUUCUAUAAGUUGUAGAAAAUGCUGCAGUUGACAAGAACAUUAUUUAUUAUUAAUAUCAACAUCUUAUAAAUUACGAAAAAAAAUAUGCCAAUCGCCUUAUAUAAAGUGUUUUUUCUUUAAUAUAUCCACGAACAAUAUUAAGUGUUACCACAUCAUCUAUUUAAAUGUAGAGUUUUAUUUAUUUUCAUAUCAAAGAAAACAUAUUAUCUGAAUAUAUUGACAAUUUAAAUAUUUGUUUAAUUACUUUAAAUGCAUUUUAUAAACGGUCAUACUUGCAAUAAUUGGUGACAUUGUGGAAAUACACUCGAAAUACUUCAGGUGAAUACGCCGCGUUAACAUAAAAGCUGUUGGAACAAAAUGCUUAUGGUCAAAAUAAUACAUACCACUGUUUAAUACAUUGAAGUAAAAAGAUGUUUCUUUAAAUAUUUAUUUAUUUGUGGAUUUUACGUAAUCGAACAAAAUCAAUCGUGCAGUCUUUAUAUUAAUAAUUCGUUAUAUCACAACAUGUCAGAAAAAGAAAAACAAAUGUUUUAGUCUUGAAACUCGAUAUUGAAUGGUUAUAUCGCCAAAUAGCUAGAAAAGAACACCUGUACUUUUAAAUACACGACAAAUUGACAACCGAAUUAAAUUGUAGAAAUUGUUCAAAACGACUAAAACAUUCAGUUUGAUGUCAGAGUUUGUCAUUUGUUAAGCAUUCAAAGUUAUUCGAGAAAACAGUAAGAUUUUCUUUCUUCUCUUAAAUAUCAAGUGCGCAUAUGUGUUAAUGCUGCAUUAUAAGUGAAUAGAACA
Pecten maximus is the source of this 2074-nucleotide messenger RNA. RefSeq lists its product as uncharacterized. The record is from RefSeq and is a predicted model, not a curated record. Lineage: Eukaryota; Metazoa; Mollusca; Bivalvia; Pectinida; Pectinidae. Bases 438 to 1052 code for a protein of 204 amino acids. The transcript is spliced from 5 exons.